Molecule: messenger RNA, 3017 nt
Organism: Arabidopsis thaliana (thale cress)
Lineage: Eukaryota; Viridiplantae; Streptophyta; Magnoliopsida; Brassicales; Brassicaceae
Product: protein kinase family protein
Exons: 13
Coding region: 167-2836 (889 amino acids)
Cellular component (GO): membrane
Molecular function (GO): kinase activity; protein serine/threonine kinase activity; transferase activity
Source: RefSeq, marked reviewed
GGCAAGUAAGGUUAUUGUUGAAGACUUAGCACACAGUUUACACAGCCCCUUAGACCCAAAUAAAAGACCAAUUUUAUGUUAUCUCAGUUUAUAAUUUAUACUCAUCAUCAGCAACAAUGGAAAAUGAAUAAUAGCCUUCUCUGAACCAGACCACCUACCAAAGAAAAUGAAGUCUCUUCAUUUUUGUUUGCUCUUUAUGAUCGUAUCUUUUACAGUUUCGAGACCCGUCGAAGCUCAAGAUCAAGCAGGAUUCAUCAGCUUGGAUUGUGGGUUGGUGCCUAAGGAAACCACUUAUGUGGAAACGUCGACGAAUAUAACAUACAAAUCAGACGCAAAUUACACCGACAGCGGAUUGGUCGGGAAGAUCAAUGAUGCACACAAGACACUGGUUCAACAACCGCUUUGGGCCUUGAGAAGCUUCCCUGAGGGUGAAAGAAACUGUUACAACUUCAACCUUACCGUGAACAGCACAUAUUUGAUCAGAGGAACUUUUUUGUAUGGGAAUUAUGACGGCUUGAAUCAAUCCCCAAGCUUUGACCUUCACAUUGGUGCUAGCAAAUGGACCUCUGUUAACAUAGUAGGAGUAACAGAUACCGUAAUGCCCGAGAUAAUCCAUGUCUUAACACAAAAACGUCUUCAAGUCUGUCUUGUUAAGACAGGAAAGACGACACCGUUCAUUUCGUCAUUGGAAUUGCGUCCGUUGAUAAAUAACAUUUACAUCGCGGAAAGUGGAUCAAUGGUCUUGCAAAAUAGAGUAUAUUUUCCAUCUGAUUCAACAUCUAUCGUCAGGUACGAUGAGGACAUACACGACCGAGUAUGGAAUCCAGUUUCAGAUGAUGAUUCCUCAUCGAUAAGCACGGACCUCCAGGUCCAAACAAAUAACUUAUAUGACGUGCCUCAAUUCGUAAUGAAGACUGCUGCUAUCCCUAAAGAUGCUAGUGCGCCAUGGAGCUUAGUGUGGACUAUAGAUAACACCACUGCUCUGUCAUAUGUAUAUAUGCAUUUCGCAGAAAUUCAGGAUUUAAAAGCCAAUGACCUUAGAGAAUUCGACAUUACUUACAAUGGUGGCAAGCUUUGGUUUUCCCAGUUUAGGCCUAACAAACUCAGCAUUCUAACGAUGUUCAGUCAAGUCCCCUUGACUUCAUCAAAUGGCGAGUAUAAUUUCACUUUCGAAAUGACUAGUAACUCAACUCUUCCACCCCUUAUCAACGCCCUCGAGAUAUAUACAGGUCUAGAAAUUCUACAGCUUCAGACAGACAAGGAUGAAGUUUCUGCUAUGAUGAACAUCAAAACGACUUAUGAUUUGAGCAAAAAGAUAAGCUGGCAGGGAGAUCCAUGUGCUCCUCAGCUGUAUCGGUGGGAAGGUCUAGAUUGUAGUUAUCCGGACACCGAGGCAUCACGGAUUAUAUCCUUGAACUUGAAUGCGAGCGGGUUGAACGGUACCAUAACAUCUGACAUAACCAAGCUAACACAGUUGAGCGAGCUAGAUUUAUCAAAUAAUGAUUUAUCAGGAGAGAUUCCGGAAUUUUUUACGGAUAUGAAGUUGUUGAAACUCAUAAACUUAAGCGGAAAUCCGAAGCUCAAUCUCACAGUUCCAGACUCUCUUCAGCAAAGGGUAAACAACAAAUCUUUAACACUAAUUUUGGGUGAAAAGGUUAAAAUGAAUCCCACAGCCAAAAAAGAGAGUAAAAAGGUUCCCAUAGUUCCUAUCGCAGCAUCAGUGGCUGGCGUGUUUGCUCUGAUAGUUAUAUUGGCCAUCUUUUUCAUUGUUAAAGGAAAAAAAGGGAAAAGUGCUGAAGGACCACCCUUAUCAGUCACUAGUGGUACAGCUAAAAGUGAGACAAGAUCAUCCAAUCCAUCAAUCAUGAGAAAAGAUCGCAAGAUCACAUAUCCUCAGGUAUUGAAGAUGACUAAUAACUUCGAGAGAGUUCUUGGUAAAGGAGGGUUUGGAACAGUAUAUCAUGGAAACAUGGAAGAUGCUCAAGUAGCUGUGAAAAUGCUCUCGCACUCAUCGGCUCAAGGUUAUAAAGAGUUCAAAGCAGAGGUUGAACUUCUUUUAAGAGUUCACCACAGACAUUUGGUGGGACUUGUGGGUUACUGUGAUGAUGGAGAUAACUUGGCUCUGAUUUAUGAAUAUAUGGCAAAUGGAGACCUGAGGGAGAAUAUGUUAGGAAAACGUGGAGGCAAUGUCCUUACCUGGGAAAACAGGAUGCAAAUAGCUGUAGAGGCUGCACAAGGACUGGAGUAUCUGCACAAUGGAUGUACGCCUCCAAUGGUCCAUAGAGAUGUUAAAACUACUAACAUCUUAUUGAAUGCACAGUGUGGAGCGAAACUAGCCGACUUUGGGCUCUCUAGAUCUUUUCCAAUCGAUGGUGAAUGUCAUGUCUCAACAGUCGUUGCGGGUACACCUGGGUACCUAGACCCUGAGUAUUACAGAACAAACUGGCUAAGCGAGAAGAGUGACGUGUACAGCUUCGGUGUAGUGCUAUUAGAGAUAGUCACAAACCAGCCUGUUAUAAAUCAAACAAGAGAGAGACCUCACAUCAAUGAAUGGGUUGGCUUCAUGCUCAGUAAAGGAGACAUCAAGAGCAUCGUCGACCCAAAACUGAUGGGGGACUAUGACACAAACGGUGCAUGGAAGAUUGUGGAGCUGGGUCUUGCCUGUGUGAACCCGUCUUCGAACCUAAGACCAACAAUGGCACACGUUGUGAUUGAGCUAAACGAGUGUGUGGCCUUUGAAAAUGCAAGGCGACAAGGUAGUGAAGAGAUGUACACAAGAAGUUCUACUAACUUUAGUCACACGUCUGCUUCCGAAUUUUCCCCCGGGGCAAGAUAAAUAUAAAAAUACCUAUGAUGUGAUUUCAUGGAAAGCUAUCUUAUUUCCUUUUUUUUUUUUUUAAUUUCCCUUGCGAAUUUCCCAAUGUAAGUUUUGAAGAAGCAAUGAACAUUCUAUAAUCUCCUUCGUGUAAAAACUAUUUGUACUCUUACUUAUAUAUUUCAAUUUUGCGAUGACUGGU